AAAAAAACAAAUAUAGAAAUAACGAAAAAUAAUAUUACAAUCAUUUAUCAUGACUAAUUUAUUUCUUAUUAAUUGGAAUUUACUUUUAAUUAUCCUCGUAAUAGAAAUAAAAUAUUUACAUUGUAUUCUACCUCCUUCUUAUGUGGUGGAUUUAAGGGACAAGGAAAUAUUUGAAAUUUCCUCAGACGACAAUUACGAUGAGAAUGAAAAUGAAAUGCUUAAAAUAGAAGAUUUAGAUGAAAUUAAAUCGUUCGCGGAUGAUGAAGAAAAAUAUCAACCACUACAUUAUCAUGUGAAAAAUGAAAAUCGUCAAUUUGAUGCUUUGAAAAAAAUUGUAAAAUUUUCCCGAAAUUCUCAUUUUCAUCCAAUUAUUGUCGAACGAAAUAUUAUUAACGAUGAGGCAAAACCAUUUAUUGCUGGUUUUAAAGAAACACUAGACAAGAUAAAAUACAAAGCACCGGAAAUUCUUUUGAAAAAGAAAAAACAAUUAUCAUUGAAAAAUGCAAUUUUUGGAGGGAGAAAAAAAUUUUUAUCAACUCGUAAAAAUAAUAAUGAAGGAUUUUUUUCAAGGUUCAAAUGAAAAUUUAACUACAAGAGAGGAAUAUUUUUUCACUACUCAAGAAAUUAACACUGAUUAUUAUCAGAGAAAUCAUGAAUUUACAAAAAAAACAAUGACAAUGUCAUCUGAAGAAUUUCCAAAUGAUUAUGAUUAUGAGAAAUUGAAAAAUGAAUAUUUACAACAAAUCGACGAAAUGAAGAGGAAAAAUGAAAUUUUUAUUUACACGGAAAGUGAAAAUUUCGAGGAAAUAAUAACAACAACAACAACAACAAUAAUUGUUGUAAAUAAUAAAAGUUUGGAAAUAAAUAAAAAUUUAAAUGUCACUAUGAAAAAUAAUCAAAUUUUCAAAGAAGCAAAUAAUAAAAGUUUAAAUGAAAAUAAUGGGAAAAAUAUAAAAAUCAAAAAAUUGUUAAAUUGCACAAAAAUUGAAUCAUUUUUCAUUGGACCAAAAACAAUUGAAUGUUUAUCGAAUGCUUAUAAAAAUAUAAAAAGCUUAUUGGAUUUAUUAAAAGCUCUUCAAAGAACUUGGAAUGUUACGAAAUUUUGGAUUCUUCUCUAUAUUUCCAUUUCUAUUGCUUGUUGGUGUCAAAGAGGUUGGUGUUGUUGUUGUUGUUGCUGUUGUGAAUUUUGUUAUCCCGAAGAAGUGAUUUUGAAUGAAAAGAAAUAUUUUGCCGAAAAUCCACCGGGAAUUUUAGUGAAAAAAGAAAAAGACGGUAAACUUUUAAAAAUCGAUACCGAAAAAUAUGAAGCAACACUUUUUGAAAUUGACGCUUAUGGACAAAUGGAAAGUCAAAUAAGAAAUCUUUAAUAAUCUUCCAUUUUUUUUUGUUCCUUUCAAUUAAUAAAAAUAAAUAAAUAAUUAAAUAAAUACAAAAAAAAACAAUUUAAAAUUUUCCAAUAA
Messenger RNA from Leptopilina boulardi, 1460 nucleotides. RefSeq lists its product as uncharacterized. The record is from RefSeq and is a predicted model, not a curated record. Lineage: Eukaryota; Metazoa; Arthropoda; Insecta; Hymenoptera; Figitidae. The coding region runs from base 501 to 1367 and encodes 288 amino acids. The transcript is spliced from 5 exons.